GGUUACAAAAAGAAAGGAAAAAGAAAAAUUCAAAGCGUCGACAUUAAUUGUGAUGGUUAUUUGGAAGCUGGCGAGAGCCAAGCAAAGGGAGGAUCCAAUACAAGCCUCAUUUUUAUUUUUUCUUCUUCUUUUUUUUUUUGUUGAUCCAAUACAAGCCUUACGCACAGAACGUGCAAGUGUGAAGCACAUUCUUGAUUCAGCCUUUAAAUACUCACUUGCACUGCCUACCCUUCUUCACUCCACCCUCCAUGUUAAAUUCUAUCUCUCUCUCUCACACACAUUUAAAGAAAAAAAAUAAUUCCAUGGCUUCUAAGCAUGGACCAGACCAGCAGCAAACUGGUGUUGGUGAUCACCAAAGCAGCAGCCUAAGAUCAUCUCUGCAUAAUAAUUAUAAUAACGAUGAUGAAAAUAUUAAAAUAGUAGGGUCGGAGAUGAAAUUCCCGCUGCGACCACUGGAGGUGGAAAAUACUCAUAAAAAUUGUUACAGACGGAGAGCAGCGGUGGAAGAGGAGGAGGAAGGGGUGUGGUUGACAUGGGAGGAUUUGUGGGUGACGGUAUCCGAUGGAAAGAGGGGAAACAGAGCUAUACUUCAAGGCCUCACCGGCUACGCUCGCCCUCGCCACCUCUUGGCCAUCAUGGGUCCUUCUGGUUGUGGCAAGUCCACCCUUCUCGAUGUCUUGGCUGGGAGAUUAGGUUCGAGUGUAGGGAAGAUUGGAGAUGUGUUGAUCAAUGGUCGAAAACAGGCAUUGGCUUAUGGAACAUCGGCGUACGUGACUCAAGAUGACACUCUAAUUGCAACACUAACGGUAAGAGAAGCCCUGCACUACUCUGCACAGCUGCAGCUGCCAGACUCCAUCUCAAAAUCCGAGAAAAAGGAGAGAGCAGAAAUGACAAUCCGAGAAAUGGGACUGCAAGAUGCAGCAAACACAAGAAUAGGGGGGUGGGGAGCCAAAGGCCUCAGCGGCGGCCAAAAGCGGAGACUCAGCAUUUGCAUGGAGAUCCUGACCCGCCCAAAGCUUCUCUUCCUCGAUGAGCCAACCAGCGGCCUUGACAGCGCCGCCUCCUACUACGUCAUGAGCAGAAUCGCCGGCCACGACUGCCGGGACGGAAGGACCAUCGUAGCGUCCAUCCAUCAGCCUAGCAGUGAAGUCUUUGAGCUUUUUGAUGAUCUCUGCCUUCUGUCUUCUGGUAGAACUGUGUAUUUUGGACCUGCUCGUGCUGCGAAUGAGUUUUUCACAAGCAAUGGGCUGCCAUGCCCAACCCUCCAAAACCCAUCUGAUCACUACCUUCGAACAAUAAACAAGGAUUUUGAUGAGGACAUUGAAGGAGGCUUGAGCGGAAAAAGGCCUACGGAAGAAGUCAUUGACAUUCUGGUGAAGUCAUACAAAUCGUCUAAUAGUUACCAACAAGUUCAAAGGCAGGUUGCUGAGAUAUGUAAAGAUGGAAGUAAAGCAAUGGAGGAGAAGAGAAGUCAUGCCAACUUCCAUACCCAGUGCCUCAUUCUUACAAGAAGAUCAUUCGUGAACAUGUACCGUGAUCUAGGCUACUAUUGGUUGCGCUUUGCUAUUUAUGUGAUAGUUGCUAUAGGAUUGGGCACCAUCUUUUAUGACAUUGGCCAUACUUACAAGUCAAUUCAGGCUAGAUGUUCAAUGCUGAUGUUUGUGGCAUCAUUCCUUACAUUCAUGGCCAUUGGCGGAUUCCCUUCUUUUGUGGAGGAUAUGAAGAUAUUUGAACGAGAAAGAUUGAAUGGGCACUAUGGAAACAGUGCAUUUGUCAUUGGCAACACAGUCUCCUCCAUACCAUUUUUGAUAUUGAUUUCACUAAUUCCGGGAGCCAUCGCAUACUACCUUGCUGGGCUUCAGAAAGGAUGUGAACACUUUACGUACUUUGCUUUGGUUCUGUUCAUCUGCAUGAUGCUGGUUGAGAGCCUGAUGAUGAUUGUUGCAAGUGUUGUGCCAAAUUUCUUGAUGGGCAUAAUAACAGGUGCAGGGAUUCAAGGGCUGAUGAUCCUUUGUGGGGGCUUCUUCAGAUUGCCAGAUGAACUUCCUGAGGCCGUGUGGAAGUACCCUUUAUACUAUGUUGCUUUCCACAAGUAUGCAUACCAAGGGCUGUUCAAGAACGAGUUCGAAGGGCUGUCAUUUCCCAGUGCUGAUCAGGUAGGGGGGCCUCCCAGCUUGGAUGGCCAUCAGAUUUUAAGAGAUAUAUGGGAAGUGGAGAUGGGUUACUCUAAGUGGGUUGAUCUUGGCAUCAUGUUAGGAAUGGUAGUGUUGUACAGAGUUCUCUUUCUGGUUUUUAUCAUGACUGCUGAAAAGGUUAGGCCUCUCAGGAAGGCUUUUUGGUUGACACCUCCCAAGCAAACAAAACAGGUCAUGGUGAAUCCUGCAGCUACACCUUUGAAGGCAUGAAGAGAAACUUCAUAUGAAGUCCCUUGCAAAAAAACAGGCACAUGGACAACAUGAAGGAGCAGGUCCUGUGUAAUUUUCCCAUCAUAUCAGUUGUUUCAGCUAGUAUAACAAUUUUAUAAAUAAGUAAAUAUGAUGUGUUCUUGCUAGUUUAUGGUUUCUCUGUUUGGAAGUAUUAGAUAGUAGCUAGGAGCAAUAUAUGCCUCGUUGGUAAAUGAAACCGUUCAAAAUUUUUGGGAAUGUAAUUUCCAUGUCAUUCCUUUCUCCUGUCUGUAAUUCGUGAUGGUAAUCAUACGACACAUGGAAUUAAAUUAUUCACUUACAGAUA
This is a messenger RNA of Malania oleifera, 2730 nucleotides long. RefSeq names its product ABC transporter G family member 1-like. Bases 249 to 2405 code for a protein of 718 amino acids. Gene Ontology annotation, cellular component: membrane. NCBI's taxonomy places the organism in Eukaryota, Viridiplantae, Streptophyta, Magnoliopsida, Santalales, Ximeniaceae. The record is from RefSeq and is a predicted model, not a curated record. Gene Ontology annotation, molecular function: ATP binding; ATP hydrolysis activity; ABC-type transporter activity. The transcript has 8 exons.